AUGGCGGCAGCUGGAGCGGCAGGAGCAGGCGCAAUGGUGCCUGCUGGUGUGGCGCCCAAUGUCGUUGGACAGUUCGUGCUCUUGGCUCGAGGUGCGGAGUACGACGAGAUCCUGAUUUGUGCCAGCGUGCCACAGCACGCCGAGCAUGUUGGGCUGACCACUACGGCCGAUGGAAGCAGCUGGGCGUGGGUCGUGGUCAGGUUGGCGGCUGGCAACCAUGUCAUCCCUGUAGCCAGCCCGGCCCAUGUCCGCGUACCGCCAGCCGGCGUGCCAGAUCAUAUGGUCAAUUGGAUGUGUGUACCUCCCGCGGCACAUGUCAAGUGGACGUGUGGACUGGCCGAGUUUCCUGGCUUGAUGGAAGAGGCCAGGCAAAUUGCGGCUCGAGUUGUGCAAGAUGGCUUGGCGCCGGGGCACAUCGCUGCAGGUCAGCCAGCGGCAGCUCUCCCCACUUUGAUGUAUCCGGUGACUUCCAUGGGAGCAGGGGCCGGCUUGCUGCCUGUGGGCGGCAACGCUGGAGUGGUCGCAGGGGGGGUGGCAAACCCCGGGGCUGCAGGGGCUCUCGGCUUCAACGCUCAGGAGCCGCAGACCACGCCAGACGAGCUGGCACGGCUGAUGGAGGGCAUCAAGUUGGAGAUCGGCCGAGCAAAAGGGGAGACGGACAAGAAAGCCAAGAAGAAGAAAAAGAAGGACAAGAGCAAGAAGAGCAAGAAGAAGAAACGAGGGAGCUCCAGCAGCAGCUCUGGGCGAAGCCGGUCUGGAAGCAGCAGCUCGUCAGCAAGCGAGGACUUCCUUCGGUGGCGCCAGGAAGGCAAGACCAAGCGCGUGAAGCCGGAGGAGCUUCGCCGAUUGGAAGCACAAAGGUUCAAAGCGCGUGGAGAGCUCCUAACCUUCGCUGCCAAGCAUCCGGGCGCUCUGAGCGCGUACUUUUUGUCCAUGGUGCAUCAGAAGUUGCUACACGGAAGUGUCACCAAGACCUCUCAGCUCCGCAAAGUCAAUGUGUCCCAAUGGGCCGCCGGCUCAACGGGACUCACAGAGACCCGAGACCUCAGGGAGGUGGCGACUUUGAGCUACAUCAUGGACAUGAUCAACGUGGGGGACUUAGAGACGGCAAUGGACGUGAUUGCGCAGCGCAUCAUGGCGAUUCAGAAGGCCAAGAGUGCAGGCUCCAACUGGAAGAAGGCCGAGGCGUUGGAGCUCGUUGUGGGCAACAGCUUCGGCCUCCCAGGUGGUAUGCUUCGCCUGACUCAGUAA
Molecule: messenger RNA, 1251 nt
Organism: Symbiodinium natans
Lineage: Eukaryota; Dinophyceae; Suessiales; Symbiodiniaceae
Source: the annotation of a GenBank genome assembly